AUGUCAGAAUCUGGCCUCGAGACACUUACCUUUCCUCGUCGACGACGAAUCAACAGUUUAGCGGUAAUUAAGAAUCAACUUCUUGAACAAUUGAAUUAUGGUUUGGCUAAAUUACGAGGAUCACCAUUGAAUCGCAAUAGAGGCUCAUCAUCACUCGCUGAGGUCGAAGAGUUAUUGACCACUCCUGAUAUGGAUUCUCUUGAUUUGGGUUUACCCUCUGAGAGUCUUAAUCGAACUCUUGCUCGAUUUACAAUUGAUCCCGUUCGUCGUGAACAAUUGAUCGACAAGGAGAUCGAAGUUCUCAAAAACGAGGAAGUUUAUCUAACUGGAUGUUUAGCCGAUAUCGACGCACUGGUCACUCAAAUGGCAAAGGUCGACGAAGAAUUGAAAGAAAAGGAGAAAAGAGAAUUGGAAAGUAAAACUGAAGAAUUUAAUAAUUUUCAACAAAAUGUAAUGGAAAAAAUUGGACAAUUGACCUCGACCAAGGAGAAGAUCGAUGAACAUUUAGCGAUAACAACUCGAUUACGAGAUUGUUUGAAGCGACAAUUAAAGGAAACACGUAAACGUCGUAGUCUCCUCAAGGAUAAUCUAUUUGGUCAUGUCAAGGAAAUCGACAAAUUGAACAGAAAAUUGGUGAAAGAGGCCGAUCAAUACCAAAGAGAUGUGGCCUAUUUGGAAGAGACAUUUAAAAAUGUCCGUCUUGGCGAUAAAACCUUGCUCGAAGAUUACAAGGCCAAGGAGAGAUUACUCACUAAAGAAUUGGAGGAACGAAUGGUAAUUCGUAAGUCAUUGGAAGAAUCUAAAUUAGUUGAUUUAAGAAUUGAAGAGAAUGAGCUAAUUGGUGAGAAGAUUGAUCAAAAUGGAAGCCUAAUCGAAGAGGAAGAUCAGGACGAAGAGGAACAAGAAGAAGAGGAAGAGCAAGAGGAAGUCGUUAUUGGGGAACAAAUCGACGAAAUCGAGGAAAACAAGGUAAUCGAAAAUGAAGAAGAAGAAGAGAUUGAAGAGAUUGGAGAGGUUCUAGAGACCGUAGAGAUCGGAGAUAUCGGUGAACAUGAAGAGGUGGAAGAAAACACUUCGAAAAGUGGUACUGAAAACACCGAAGAAAUUGUCGAAAAAAAUGAAACGGAAGACCAAAUCUCGAAACCAAAGACUGAAUCAACUCAAGAAUCUGAUAGUGAAUCUGGUAAAGAAUCAGAAAAAGAUUCAGACAAAGAAUCAGAGAAACAAUCAACCGAAAAUGAAUCAUAA
Panonychus citri (citrus red mite) is the source of this 1248-nucleotide messenger RNA. RefSeq names its product glutamic acid-rich protein-like. The transcript has a single exon. Bases 1 to 1248 code for a protein of 415 amino acids. Lineage: Eukaryota; Metazoa; Arthropoda; Arachnida; Trombidiformes; Tetranychidae. The record is from RefSeq and is a predicted model, not a curated record.